AUGAAGGUCAACAUGGUUCGAGCACAUGCUGUCGCGCACUAUUGCUCCAGGUUUCAACCGCUCCGCUUUCUGUCCUUCACGAAAACAGACAUUGAUAACAAUGCAUUUGUGCGCAGUAUCACAAAGGAACAAGCAAAGAAGGCCUUGGCUCGUAAUGCGGCGAUCCGCGCUGACCAUGUCACGAUUCAAAGCAAUUUUCCAGUGUCCAGUCAAGGUGAGGACGAGAUUGAUGCGGAUAAAGCUAAUCGGAAGCGUAUUAUCUAUCGCAGUAAGCAACGUGGCUGGCUAGAGGUGGAUCUCUUACUUGGUCGCUGGGCUAGUCAAAACGUCAUGCAGCUUUCAAGUGACGAGCUUCAACAGUAUGAGGACAUUUUAAACGAAGAGACUAUUGACAUUUUCAACUACAUUUCUGGCAAGAAUGUUGUGCCUGAGAGACUUGAUACGUCGAUGAUGAAGAGACUGCAGGCGUAUUGUCUUACGUCGCCAUUGGGUAAAGCGUCGAUCGAAGGAUUUGCCGAGAACAAGAAGUUUAUGAGCAAUUAA
Messenger RNA from Peronospora belbahrii, 543 nucleotides. The record is from the annotation of a GenBank genome assembly. Lineage: Eukaryota; Oomycota; Peronosporomycetes; Peronosporales; Peronosporaceae.